Molecule: messenger RNA, 3161 nt
Organism: Marchantia polymorpha subsp. ruderalis
Lineage: Eukaryota; Viridiplantae; Streptophyta; Marchantiopsida; Marchantiales; Marchantiaceae
Source: the annotation of a GenBank genome assembly
CGGCCACCCGUCCUGCGCAGGCCGCCUCCACAUUUGGCCGAUGGAUGAUGGCAGGCGCUGCAGAACUAUCUCGUGCGGGCCUGCGUCCGAGUCUGCCUUCGUUGCGACGUGAUUCAAAUUCGCCGCCGGGCGUUCCCCGUUGCGCAGCAUGUCUGCGGGAGCGCUGUGUCCCACUCCCGCCCUCCGUGGAAUGCAUUUACCCGCCUCCAACUUCAAGUUGCCAGGCCUCUUCUUCUUCCCCGCUCCUCGCCCCGUGAAUCAUCGUCUCCGAGGAGACAUAUAUCCGUCAGCGCCGGGAAAAGGCGCUCUUUCCUCUCCGCUGUCCCCUUCUCCCUGCCAUCCUCGCAGCAUCACCUCCGCACUGCUUUCUUUCUCACCUCUGCGACCGCAUCUAAUGAAUCCAAUUGUCGUCCGGUUUUCCCUCACGAGCCUCGUUCACUGCGAGGCAUAGCUCCUCGCUGCGGUCUUUUCCCGCAUCGAACUCUCCGGAUGAUGGCCUUUCGAAGAUCCGAUGCUGAAUUCUUACGAUAGAGAUUGGUAGCAUUCUGAGAGGUUUCGCCCGAACGCUUUGAAUUUGUGACAGAGGCGCGCGAUACAAUCUCUCUGCUGGCUGACUUCUCGCUGAAGCCAUCAGUAUUUGGCGGUGGUUGCGUAUGGGCUUAGCACUUCCGCAGUGACAGUCCAACUCUCUGAAUUAAAAUUUACGGGCACGGCUGGAAGCGCAUUCAGAUUCGUCACAACAGUACGCUCACGAAUUCUGCGUAUGCUGCUUCGGGUUUAGACGUCGAAACAGGGAGUGCUCGGCUUCGAAUCCUUGGCAUGGAUAUCCAGGAUUUCAAAGCAUGAAAACAACGGGAUUCACUCUUCUACGAAUCUAGUUCGAAUCACCGGUUAGAGGAUUGGGCCUCGCCGCUUGAAGGCGCCAGUUUCAAUAUGCGUGUAGAAGCUCCUGUACCUCUCAUGCAUCCAGCCAAGGUACGCUACGCGGACUGCUUAGAAAACAGCAGUAGCAGCACAGAGGUUUCUGGCUGCAAAGGGAGACCGUUCGGAUCGAAACAGAUCCAGCCACCUAGAUCAAGAUGUGAGACAAGUGAGGAGCUGUCGCAUCCUUCAAUCCCUGAAAUGGAGAACAGGGGGCCCUCAGACGGAGAAGCACGGAUGCAAGCUUCAUACAACCGUAAAGACAAAUCUCUCGGACUUCUGUGCGAAAACUUCUUAAAUUUGUAUGGGAAUGAAAAUGGUGAAUGUAUCAGUCUUGAUGAGGCAGCCACACGUCUAGGUGUUGAACGAAGGCGAAUAUACGACAUCGUCAAUGUAUUGGAAGGCAUGGAGAUUCUGGUAAGAAAAGCUAAGAAUCGUUACACAUGGCAUGGUUUUGCCAGGCUUCCACAAGCGCUGCAAGCGAUGAAGGAGGCGGCUUUACGCGAGUAUGGUCUUGACGGCUUUCGCGGAACUGCAGCAGCCACCGAAGAGAAAGAUGAAGCAGGCUCAUCUGGCGACGAAAACAACUGCGUGAAGACGAAAGGACUCUCGUCGUGCAAGGCUGGCAAGUCUUCCAAUGACUCAUAUAAGAGCAGUCCGUCUUCACCUUUUUCGGAAGCAGGCGAUAGCCAGUGUGAACCGGAAGGCAAUCAUAAUGAAGCAGUUUCCUCUUUACCUGAUCAACGACACAAAGUUACAAAGGAGAAAGCAGAUUGCAGGCGAGAGAAGUCCCUGGGGCUCCUGAGUCAGAAAUUUGUCCAGUUAUUUUUAGUCUCCCAGACCCAAAUUGUGUCGCUCGAAGAUGCGGCCAAAAUACUUCUCGGUGACUCCACUGAGGCCUGCAAGCUUAAAACAAAAGUAAGAAGACUCUACGACAUUGCCAACAUCUUGUCCUCUCUGCAACUCAUCGAAAAGACACACAUGACUGAAAAUAGAAAACCUGCCUUCAAGUGGCUCGGAGCUAGCAGUGAAGGCCAAUUCUGCACCAAACGCGUAUUCAGCAAUCGUUUAACCUCUAGUAACUCAAGCGCUCCAAAGGAAAGACGCGGCCUCAAAAGGUCUAGCAGCAAGGGAGGUGAAUCAGCUUAUGCACAGCAAAGUGCCCCUAAACGACCAAACGCGAAGCCUUUGCAGGUCUUGCCUGUUAACGUCCCUAUUCGGGAGAGGAUAAACAAGCCUGUCCCAGUUUACCCUACAAUGCCGCCGGAAAUGUUUGCUAGGCGAGAAUCGUUAAUUCCUGCGGCCUUGUCAUCAGGCUUGCCCAAAGGAGUUACUCUAGGUCCUGUCGGUGGUUGGAGAGAGUGGAAUGAUGGUGCAGCAAACAACAGUCCUGCCAAAGAGGUAUCCAAGCAGCCCGAUCCCGUGAGCACAGCGCAAACGUCCGGACAUUGUUCCCCAAGUACGAGUGCUGCGAACUUAGUUCCCCCUCCCUUCCCGGGAUGUCCUUGUGCACACGGAGGGUCAGUGGAUAGAAACUUCCUCCCUGUCCUGCCCGCGCAUUCUGGAAUGUGUUUUCCCUCCUUCUGGCCCUUUCAAGCAAUGCGACAACUGGUAGCCGGUUUUCAGUUUCCGCCCUGUGACCCAAGUCAACUUUCAGAUCAGGGCACGGCAGACUGUUCCCUCAGAAUGGAAGGAAUGUUCACAGCAGCGGCUAUGCAGUAUCAAAAUGAAGCUUUGGGACAACUUUUUAAUCACUACGUCGAAACCUGGAGGUCUUGGUAUCAACAGGCUGUUUCUAUGUCACCGGGACCAUUUUUUGAACCUCCAACAAAAUCAUGUGAUUCCAUGAAGAGCUCGUCGUGAAGUCACACAUGCAAGUAUUUGUGAGGUGAAUAGAGUAGACAUACUGGUUAGCUUUCCACCCAAAAUCAGGAAGAAAGCAACCCACGAUCAAGUUGCGAGUGCUUGUAACCUGCCUCUUGUCUCAUGAACAUUUAUUACAUCAGGCAUAGUAGAACGAAGACAACAUGUCUUCUAGUCUGUUGUACAUUACAUCCAAAUAAAAGAGCUCCGAUGAUCUUGAUGAACAUGUUUUCAUCCUGUCCCUAUUCUAGUCCAGCACUGCCAUAGGCGUGUGAGAAAUAUCACCCCGGCUAAGUGUGACGCUUGGUAUUUGCUCCUUAUUUGUUUCACGUCACAACCAAAGAGCCCGACUUCAAAUGGAUCAAAGCUAUACAGGC